UUUCUUCUUACGGCCCAAAGCCGAUGAUUGGUUCCGCUGCUGAAUAAAUCUCUGUUAAUUCGCCGGUGAAAGGGAACGAAAUCAUGAAGUAUUCAACUCAAAUUUCGUGAUUUUUCUGAAUUUAGGGCGAUGACGGGAAACGAAUUUCGGUUUUUUCUGUCGUGCGAUAUUAAUCUGCCGGUUACCUUCAAAAUCGAGAGAUUGGAAGGGAAAUUGUCUCCCCGGAAGUCUGCUGAUUCAGUUGAUGGAGAAAGUGGACUAGAGGAAUGCAAACCGGAGCUGUUCGUCGAGUGUUUGUUGUAUAUCGAUGGUGCACCAUUUGGACUCCCGAUGAGAACAAGGUUGGAAUCCGUCGGACCAUUGUAUUGUUGGAAUGAACUUAUUACAUUGAGUACUAAAUAUCGCGACUUGACAUCAAAUACACAGCUUGCUUUUACUGUGUAUGAUGUUUCAUGUGGGAAAAAUGAGGAAGUAGUUGGUGGGGCAACCAUUCAUCUUUUUAACGUGAAGAAACAGCUCAAGACCGGGAAACAUAAGCUUAGGCUUUGGGCAGGCAAAGAAGCAGAUGGCUCUAUAAACACAACUACUCCUGGAAAGGUUCCUAAGGAGGAGAGAGGAGAGUUAGAGCGACUGGAAAAACUUGUGAACAAGUAUGAAAGAGGACAAAUUCAAAGAAUUGAUUGGCUGGACCGGCUUGCAUUCAAAGCCAUGGAGAAAAUUAAAGAACGAGAAAGCAUUAAAAAUGGGAGUUCCCAUUUGUAUGUCAUUGUCGAUUUCUGCAGCUUUGAGCAUCGAGUUGUUUUCCAGGAGUCUGGAGCAAACUUCUUAAUUCCAUCCCCUAUAGCUUCAAGAAACGAGCUGGUUACAGUGUGGGACCCUGAAGUAGGAAAAAUUAACCCCUCUGAGCACAAGCAACUCAAGCUGGCGAGAAGUUUAAAUCGUGGCAUCAUUGAUAGGGAUCUUAAACCCAGCUCUACAGAAAGGAAGUCCAUACAAAGAAUAUUAAGAUAUCCGCCAACAAGGACUUUAACUGGGGAAGAGAAGCAGCUCCUCUGGAAAUUUCGUUUUUCCUUGAUGUCUGAGAAAAGAGCCCUGACUAAAUUUUUGCGUUGUGUCGAAUGGAGUGAUGUUCAGGAAGCAAAGCAAGCAUUAGAACUGAUGGGAAAGUGGGAAACAAUUGACGUUGCUGAUGCAUUGGAGCUUCUAUCCCCGGUCUUUGAGAGUGAAGAGGUCCGUGCAUAUGCCGUGAGUGUUCUUGAAAGAGCUGAUGAUGAUGAGCUCCAGUGCUACCUGCUGCAGUUGGUACAAGCUCUUCGUUUUGAGCGUACUGACAAGUCUCGCCUGAGUCAUUUCCUUGUGCAACGCUCAUUAUGCAACAUUGAGUUAGCUAGUUUUCUCCGGUGGUAUGUAGCCGUGGAACUUCACGAUCCUAUAUAUGCGAGGCGGUUUUAUAGCACCUAUGAACAUAUGGAAGAAAGUAUGAUAAAGCUGGGACCCAAUACAAACGGAGAUGGAGAUGGUUUUACUAUGUGGCGAAGUUUGGUGCAUCAGACAGAAUUGACUGCUCAGUUGUGUUCAAUAAUGAGAGAUGUGAGAAAUGUGAAGGGCGGAACUCAAAAAAAGAUCGAAAAACUUAGGCAUCUUCUGUCCGGGCUUCUUAGUGAACUUACCUACUUUGAUGAGCCUAUACGUUCACCACUGGCACCAAGGAUCCUCAUAACAGGCAUCAUACCAUCAGAAUCAUCAAUUUUUAAAAGUGCAUUGCAUCCUCUGCGUUUGGCUUUCCGAACAGCAAAUGGUGGCACUUGCAAGGUCAUAUUUAAGAAGGGCGAUGACCUUAGGCAAGACCAGUUGGUUAUUCAAAUGGUGUCAUUAAUGGAUCGACUGCUCAAGUUGGAGAAUCUCGACCUGCAUUUAACUCCUUACACUGUGCUAGCAACAGGACAUGAUGAAGGGAUGAUGGAAUUCAUUCCAUCUAAGCCUUUAGCGCAGAUUCUAUCUGAGCAUCGAAGUAUUACAAGCUACUUGCAGAGAUUUCAUCCUGAUGAAGAUGGGCCUUUUGGAAUAACUGCAACCUGUCUGGAAACAUUUAUAAAAAGCUGCGCUGGUUAUUCUGUUAUCACAUACAUUCUCGGCAUUGGUGACAGGCACCUUGACAAUCUGCUGCUACAAGAAGAUGGCCGCCUCUUCCAUGUCGAUUUUGGUUUUAUACUUGGUCGAGAUCCAAAGCCCUUUCCACCACCUAUGAAACUCUGUAAAGAAAUGGUUGAAGCUAUGGGCGGAGCAGGAAGUCAAUACUACACCAGGUUCAAAUCCUAUUGCUGUGAAGCAUACAAUAUUCUCAGAAAGUCAAGCAACCUAAUACUCAACCUGUUUCACUUGAUGACGGGGUCUAACAUUCCCGACAUUGCUUCAGAUCCUGAAAAAGGCAUUCUCAAGCUUCAAGAAAAGUUCCGGUUGGAUUUAGAUGAUGAGGAGUCCAUAAACUUCUUCCAAGAUCUUAUCAAUGAGAGUGUCAGUGCAUUGUUCCCACAAAUGGUUGAAACCAUUCACCGCUGGGCUCAGUAUUGGCGGUGACAUCUAUAGUACCCUAUGAAGGCACUUCAUAUAGCAUAUAUGUUGUAGCUGAUCGAGUAAAUCAUAAUAUUCAAUGUGUUGAUCUUUCUUGCGGACGAGUAUCAUUUGGCCUCACUCCAUCCUUACCUAUAUUCUCCAGUUUGCUGUGGAUUUAGGUGAUGAAGAAAGAAGCAGGUACACUUAAUAUUAUAAUGCUAUACAUACAUAUAUAUAUAUAUACAUAUGUGUAUGUAUACAACUUGGGACUUUUGCUGUUUAAUGUUUUGUACAUAAACUGAUGUCUUGUAAGAAAUCGUAGGAUAAUUAUUAACUCGAUGUUUGGUUGUUCUUUCAACUAGUUUGAGAGAAUCUUGGCAA
Messenger RNA from Andrographis paniculata, 2934 nucleotides. Its product is annotated as phosphatidylinositol 3-kinase, root isoform. Gene Ontology annotation, biological process: autophagosome assembly; phosphatidylinositol-3-phosphate biosynthetic process; autophagy of peroxisome. Gene Ontology annotation, molecular function: 1-phosphatidylinositol-3-kinase activity. Gene Ontology annotation, cellular component: phosphatidylinositol 3-kinase complex, class III, type I; phosphatidylinositol 3-kinase complex, class III, type II; phagophore assembly site. The coding region runs from base 130 to 2577 and encodes 815 amino acids. Lineage: Eukaryota; Viridiplantae; Streptophyta; Magnoliopsida; Lamiales; Acanthaceae. The transcript has 18 exons. The record is from RefSeq and is a predicted model, not a curated record.